This is a messenger RNA of Abrus precatorius (Indian licorice), 2557 nucleotides long. Its product is annotated as serine/threonine-protein kinase ATM-like. NCBI's taxonomy places the organism in Eukaryota, Viridiplantae, Streptophyta, Magnoliopsida, Fabales, Fabaceae. The record is from RefSeq and is a predicted model, not a curated record. The transcript is spliced from 3 exons. The coding region runs from base 354 to 2231 and encodes 625 amino acids.
AGCGUCUCUUGCAGUGGAGGGACUCAAGGGGAGAGAGAGGGUUGAGGUUAAGCGAAGCAAGGUUUCACAUUCUUCCACUCUCAUUCUUUCUUUUCCGAAGCUUCGUUGACUCUUCCACUCUUUCUAACUAUUUUGGUUCAUCAAUGGAGAUUGUGGUUCCUUUCUUGUAAACGCAGAUGGGAUCCUCAUCUUCGCCGUUUAACUGUGAACGACAACCGUAGACACAAAUCACGCGUCGUUCUUUUCUUAUUCUCCUUUCAACUACUGGCACGGGUUUUCUUCAAAGGAACAUUGUUGUUGCAAUUCGUGAGUCGCUGUCAUUUUGCCAUUCGCAAGUGUUUUAGAAGGUUGCAAUGAAUAUGGAUCAGACAGAAGGGCGCGUGGAUUUCAAUUCGGGUGAUGAAACAAAAAAGAAUGAAAACAUCAUCGUGACUGAAGAAGCAGUGGAGAAAGUCAAAGGCUCAGGCAUCUAUUCCAGAGGUCGGAGAAGAAGUAAAUAUUUAUCUUCCCCCUACACAAACGUUGGACAAAAAGAAAAAGAAUUGCCUACUGAAACAAAAGACUUGAGGACACCAUCUCGUACUCGGAGAGCAGAGGCUUCAGGGGUAACUACUAGCCGAUUAAAUGGAUCUUCUUCAUAUGCUAAAUUGGGUAGCAAGAGAUUCCGAAGGAACUGGCACCGAAAAUUCAUCAGCUCUAGUUCUACGUCUGGCAGUCCAGAAUUCAUAAAUGCAUCUCCCAAUGAAUUGCUUUCAGGACUUUAUUCUACAGCUGUUGAUUGUAUGUUUCCUGUUGAGGAUAAAAGCUUUGAUUUGGUCGAGUGGUUCUUUUGCAGAUAUAGAGUAUCAGCAUUUCAUGACGAGGCUGAACUUGCUACAUCCCUGGUUAAUGAGAAUGGAAGAGAAAUAGGGAAACAUGUGGGUAAUGAUUUACCUGCUGUCAAAAGUGAGAAGAGAAAGAACAAUAAAAUGGAAAAUGCAGUAAGGCGUAAGACAAAAUCACUUUCUGGUCUAUCAGAUUUGAAUGGAAACACUUCUAGUGGGGGCACUCCGAGGCCUGGGAAAAAACUGAAGCGAAAGAGGAAGGUGGAAGAAGUAACUUCAUCACAUCAGCUACAAAAUGUUGAGAUAAAUUUAAAUGAGACCUGCAGCAAUUACAGCUCAAUUCCUGAAGCUCCUCAAAAUCUGAUUUGCCUUGCUUCUGAAGAAAAUGUUGUGCAUAUAAAGAGAGAGAAGAUUGAAGCUCCCCAAGAGCAACAAAGUACUGAAAUUACUUCAGUGUGUACAGAUGCGAAAAGCCAUAAAUGCAACUCCCUGGUAAUAGAUCUGCAGUUUAGAUCCCGACAUGUACCUGUUGUUUUUCCUGAGAAAAGUAGUGAUGAAAAUAAAGAACGUGUUUUCAUAGCUUCAAAUCCAGAAUCAUGUGUUUCCCAAGAAGGACCUGUCUUUAAUGUUACUAAUCGUACCUUGUUGGCUACUCCUGAGGUUGGUUCUGCUUCAGUAAAUAAAACAGUGAGGAAGAAAAGAAUGGAGAAAGCAGCACCAGAGCCUCUCAAUACUAAACUUGCUGUAGAGAUUCCUGAUUUGAACAGUACUAGCAUUGAAUGCAAUUCAGUCAGCCCCAAAUUUAAGACAAUAAAUUUCCUUUCGCCUGAAUUCAAAUCAGAGCAGCCAAGAAGCUUGUCUGCUGGUUCAGGACCUAACAACACUAUCAAUAACAAUAGAGUGGAGGGCAAUGGAGAAUCCCUUGGAACCUGUCUUCUCCUACGUUUCGCUGCUGGAUUUUAUAUCCCAUCAAAAGAAGAUUUAAUGACUACAUUUUGCCGGUUUGGUCCCUUGAAGGCAUCUGAAACUCAGAUGUUAAAAGACACUGGUAGUGCACAAGUUGUUUUUGUUAGAAGUGCAGAUGCUGCAGAAGCAUUUCGAAGUCUCGAGCAGAACAAACUAAUUGCCUUGGGUGGUUUGACUAUUGUUGAGUACAAGCUUCAACAUCUUUCUGUGGCAUGUCCGCCGGUGGAGCAAGUUGUGACCCCCACUCAACCAACUGGGUUCAUGCCAAUGCCAGUGGCUGGUGUGGCACAUCCUCCUCUUCAGUAUAUUAAGCAAAACUUGCAGAUGAUGGCAUCGGUCUUGGAGAAUUCAGGGAAUAGUCUUUCUCCUCAGGCGAGAGCCAAAUUGGAUGCCGAUAUAAAGAACCUUAUGAGAAAGGUGAAUUCCAGGAUUAAUGUCUGAACAUAAGUGUUGGAAGCUUUUCUUUUUAAACUAAUCAUCAUUGUAGUUAAGUAGGUUAGACUUAGUCGUCAGAGCUUUUGUUCAAGUGGUCUGGUGGACUUUCCUCUUCAUUUUUUGACUUUGCUCAAUUCAUUUGGAGAAUGACUCAAGGAUAUUUAUGCUUGGACGUCAUUUGAUUCAUUAUCAGAUCUAAUGUUUACCGAGCCGCUCAUCUGUACUUGUGCUUAUAUAUAUCAAGCGACGCGGUCAAGUUUUUUUUAACUUAGAAUUGAGAAAUUUAUGUUAGAAUACAAUAGUUGUCGAUAAAUACAAAAAUCUCACAUUCG